Messenger RNA from Thermothelomyces thermophilus ATCC 42464, 4615 nucleotides. RefSeq lists its product as uncharacterized. Lineage: Eukaryota; Fungi; Ascomycota; Sordariomycetes; Sordariales; Chaetomiaceae. Gene Ontology annotation, biological process: septin ring organization; intracellular signal transduction; establishment of cell polarity. Gene Ontology annotation, molecular function: guanyl-nucleotide exchange factor activity; protein binding. The transcript is spliced from 5 exons. Gene Ontology annotation, cellular component: mating projection tip; division septum; cytoplasm. Bases 585 to 3677 code for a protein of 1030 amino acids. The record is from RefSeq and is a predicted model, not a curated record.
GUCCCGACCCUUUCGUUUCAAACCGCACCUCGACACCUCACAUUGAAUCCGAACUUGCGAGAUUGCUUAGCGCCUACAAUCCCCGCUUUUGGGAUUUUCGACAAUCGGAGGUUGUGGAGCCACCGACGGAAGGGACAACCGCCUACAACGGCGAAACAAGGAGCGACCGAGCGAGGACGGCCAGCCGAAGAGGGAGGGGAAUUGUCGGACAGGAAACAAGUCGAGCCCGCAGUCGGCGACGCGACGCAGCACUCAAGAAUCAGCAGCCACAGAAUUAGCGACAACUACCGAUACAACCCUGCGCCGACAUUUCGAAACGGGUCGCUGCCCUUCCACGCGUCAGCAUUUACCAUACCAUCAGCGCCAACCCGAUAAGGUCCCGACGAGGCCAACGCUGGAACAGGGCCACCGACAAGAACCCGAUCCCGUCUUCGCUACUUCCUGAUAGCCCGGCGUUAUCCCCCCCGCAUCUCAUACAAUUUUUCGACUGAGCAGGAACAGCGGUAUUAGCAAUCUAAGCAGGCUCGUCCUUACCUUCCGCCUGCUGGAUUCUCCGCUGGCGUUGUGCGGACGGAGAGCUGGUUAUGACCCAUGCUUCUCUCCUACGCAUGAACACGGGCCCUGCUGCAACCAUGGAUGCUAUUGACAGAUCGAAUACUAUGGGCGUGCCCAGCGCUCCUCGCACCAGUCAACUUUCUGGCUCAGCAACGUUCCCCACCACGAAUUCGUCCAGCUCGGUGAACUCGGCCUCGACUGCGCCGACCCCGCCAUCGAACGGCCAAGUUGUGGCAACGAGCAACAUCAUCAACCAGAAGGCUGAUGCCUCCCGAUCUCUCUAUCAAAUAUGCCUUUCGCUGAAGCAACGGCUGGCCAAGGUGCCAGGCUUCGAACCGUACAUGGAGCAACUCGAGCAGAUGGCCGCAGACCCUGAUGAAGGCGGGCCUGUCGAGUCUCUGUGGAAACUCCUGCGGACUGGUUAUCCGCUCCUUGCCAUAUACAACUGCCUGCAGCCGGAGACACCGUUGCAGGUCCAGGAAGGCCCAGAAGUGUCUCAGGCAAAGAGGUCUAAGAUUGCCAUCCUUCGGUUUGUGGAAGCUUGCAAGUCCAAGCUCAUGCUUCCAACGAGCGAAGUCUUCAUCAUUACCGACCUUGCUGGUAAUGAUACUACUGGUUUCGUAAAGGUAACCUCGGUGAUCAAUCAUGUUCUUGAUCUGGCAGAGCAGCGGGGGCUUCUUCUCCAGAUCCAACCAUAUCCGGAAGAUGAUACGAUAGAGUCGGGCUCGCAGAUGAGCUAUCGCGAUUACAUUGUGCGUGAGCUUGUCGACACCGAACGCAAAUACGUCCAGGAUCUUGAGAAUCUCCACGAUUUGAAGAAGACGCUGGAGCAGAAUGGGAUCAUCACUGGCGACAUUGUCCACGAUAUCUUCCUCAACAUCAACGCUAUCUUGGAUUGCCAAAGGAAGUUUUUGAUCCGGGUGGAAACGACAAACUCGAUGCCGCCGUCAAGACAGGAGUGGGGCAGCCCGUUUGUUGCGUAUGAGGAGACGUUCACUACGUGCUACCAACCGUUCAUCGCCAACCAGCGCAAGGCCGGACAGGUAGCCAGUCAAGUCUUUGACAAGAUCCAGGCGGCUGAUCAUCCUGUUGCCUGUGACUUCAAUACCCUCGAUGGUUUUCUAUUGAAGCCCAUGCAGCGCCUUGUCAAGUAUCCUCUCCUCCUGAAGGACCUCUUGAAGAAGAGUGAGGACGAAGCGACAAAGGCCGACCUCACAGCUGGAAUAGAGGCCGCUGAGCGCGUCCUUCAGAAAGCCAACGAGGCGGUGAAUCGGGACCUCCUGAACGAAGCAGUGAAAGACUUGGUCAACCGUGUCGAGGACUGGAAGAAACACCGAGUGGAUCAAUUUGGGGAGUUGCUACUGCACGGCGUCUACACCGUCGUUACGGGCAAGGGCGACCAAGAAAAAGAUUAUGAAAUCUACCUCUUCCAAUGCAUAUUGCUGUGUUGCAAGGAGGUUGUGCCGGGGAAGACCAAGGAUAAGAAAGACAAGACACGGUCGACGGGCCCAAAGGUGCGGAACAAGAAUGCAAAGCUGCAACUUAAGGGCCGAAUCUUCAUGACGAAUGUGACAGAAGUCGUCGCCAUGUCCAAGACCGGCUCGUAUACUGUCCAAAUCUGGUGGAAAGGUGACCCGGGGGUGGAGAACUUCACCAUCAAAUUCCAAAACGAGGACACGAUGAGAAAGUGGGCCGCGGGCCUUGAUAAGCAACGUAAAGAGAACGCACCGCAGCAUCGACCGAACACCGAUGCGGCAACGCAGUUCACUUAUCUUGACAUCGUUGGCUCGAUGGAGAACCCCUACGCGCAAGAAGCACAAGAAGAUGACGACGACGAACCCGACGGGAACAGCACGGCCUUGGCAACCACUCCCCAACAGAACACUCUUGCGGCGAUGCCAGGUACCAUCCAACGCAACACUUCGAGCACCAGUUUGCGUCAACGCUCGAUGACUGGUGAUAGCACGCAUUCUAUUCCGGCCAGUUCUAGGGUGCCGCCUCCUCGAUUCCCAAUGGCCCUCCCCCCCACUCCUCUGAGCGUUCAGACCCAGGGAGCUGGCCAAGGAUCACCGCUCCCAAAAGCUGGGGAGUCGUAUUUUUCGCCCCUUGUCGAGUCCCCGGCGUCCAGUCGUGCUAGCACGACCAGCGGAGUCUUUGCCAAUUCCGGAUAUCCGUUCCCAAAGACCACGACGCCUCAACCUUGGAAUUCAGAAGAUCGAUACACCGCUCCAGCGAUGCCUCGAGCUCCUUCCCGAGACGGGUCAUCGCCUGCCAACGGGUUUGGCGCUGCGAAUGGGCGCAACCCUCGAGGACCUUCAAUGCCGGUCAUGCCCCGAGAUAAUACGGCGCAGUCAAGCCAAGGCCCCGCGCGUGUUCGGAGCCACAGCACUCCAGACAUCAAUGGACAGGCAUCACGGAAUGCUCAGGCCAUACCCAACGUCCCCAGCAUCCCAGCUCAUCUCCAUCAGAAUCAUCCGCCUUACCAAACCCACGCACGGCAUGACUCAAACAUCCCACGCAGUAAUACGGGCAGCCCAGCGAAUGAACUGCCGCUGCGGACGAACACCAACUCACCUGGGACACAACGUGGGAGGCCAUAUGGAGGGACCAUGGCACAAUUCCCUACGCAACCGGUAUACCCUCGGCAAGGAACACCUGGGAGCGCGACAAAUCUGCCUCCACCUGGCCCUCCCCCACCCGGCGUCCCACCGCUUGCACCUGUGGAUCCAUCGAGGUCGAUCACUCAGGGACUCGGCACUGCACCCCUCACGUCGAGUCAGGGUGCGAUCCCGCCCACACCAGACAUCGCCAUGCCGAACCAGCUUAAGGUGAAAGUGCACUAUUCUAGCAAACCGAACACCUACGUCACACUGGUUGCGCAAUACAACAUUACCUACCAGAGUCUAGUCGACCGUAUUGACGUCAAGCUCGCUCGGCUCACCAACAGCAGCAUCGCUAGAGGCGACCUGAAGUUGCGGUACCAAGACGAAGACGGCGACUUCGUCACCAUCGAGAGCGACGAGGACAUUCAGAUUGCCAUCUCUGAAUGGCGCGAAAGCCAGAGCAACAUGCCAGGAGGGCUUGGCGAGAUUGAACUGUUCUGCGUCGGUGACCUGAACUGAUCAGCAAAACGAAGAGUUAGAGCGAAACACCAAACACAAGCAAUUCUGCAACGACGACGAAGAUUUUAUUCAGCGAUUAGACGGCGCCUCGGCUUUGGCAUUCGAUUUCGGUUUCUGCAUUUCGCAUAGUCUUCCACACAUCUACACGACUGCUUGGCCUACUCCUUAGUAUUGUCACGGCGUCAGGAGGGAUAUUUGGUCCUUUUCUUUUUCUCUGAACAACCAAGCAGCAAUCGGAUACCCCAUUCCUACGUGUGGCUCCCCGUCCGCGGCUCGGCUGAUCAUUGGUCUAACCAAACCGACAUUUCGACAUACGCAAGCCUAGUCGCACCAAAGAUAGCGACGCUAUUUCUACUUGGGUUCCUGGCAAUGGUUGGCUCUUUUAGAAGCUACUGAACCAACAUGGCUUUCCUCAUACCUUCGUUCCUAACAGGCUUCCAUAUCAUCUUGAUGACAACGCCAGGCUAGAGCAAGGGAUGUACAUCCGCAUCUUUUUUCCUUUGUUGCUUGAUCUUGUCCCUGGCAGACCUCGCCUACAUUUCCCUCCUUUAGCACUGUUUUUUCCUUGGAAACACAUCUCGCGAUUAUUUUUCUCACUUUAUCAACGGCGGGGCCUUCCCCGUCUCCUAUCCCCUCCCCAAAUUGUCUUUUUGGGGAUCUCGUGGACUUGGCGAAGCGAUCCAUCCCGAGUCCGUGUUACCUUACCUGUGCGGACUUGAUACGUCGUGUAUCGCCUGUGAAGGCAGACUAUGAAAGGCCUGAGACGGAGGAAGGCCGAGGAGAGGACAGCGGGGUAAAAGGAGACAGGUGAUGGAGGGGUGUUUAGCCGUGCUAUCUUGAUGUCCUCAUCUGGCUGUUCUGCUUGCUUGCUGUUUGUAGAUAGGAUGAAUACCCGGAGUGCAUUCCUGUCCUUAGACAUCUUUAUUUCCUUCUGUUCG